Molecule: messenger RNA, 586 nt
Organism: Rotaria sordida
Lineage: Eukaryota; Metazoa; Rotifera; Eurotatoria; Philodinida; Philodinidae
Source: the annotation of a GenBank genome assembly
AUGAUAUUAUCACUGAAUAAACGUGUUAAAUUUCUAUCAGUUUGUAUUAGUAUUGGAAUUAUUCUUGUACUUGUCACUCUUGCUCUUGCUGCAGCUACAUUGGGUGUUGUUGUUAAUCGAUUAAAAGACAAACCAAUAGAUAGACCAUCUCUCGAUUCUGAAUAUGCUGAAUCGAUUCAAAUUUCUGAUAUAAUGAUGCAUCUUAAUGAAUUACAAAAUAUAGCAACUAAUACAGGUGGUAAUAGAGCGAUUAAUACAAUUGGUUUUAAUCAAACACUUGAUUAUAUUAAUAAUUAUUUAUCAUCUCAUACAAAUUUUAAAGUAGCAACAAAUUAUUUUUAUUUAAGAAAUUUUAUUCUUGCUUCCAAUCCAAUAUUAAUAACAUCUAUUAAUGGUACAACUAUAAAUCGUUUAUUAUCAUCGAAUCUUUCAAUAGCAGAAUUUUAUUUUGUUCAAUAUACAAGAUCAGCUAAUUUUGCUGAUUAUGUUCCAAUAAGUGUUAUUCCAAAUGAAGGUUGUUCUGAUAAUGAUUGGCUUGCUGCAAAUCCUUCUCCUAAUGGUCGAGUUGCAUUAGUUAAAAGAGGUG